AGAGACGUGCCGAUGAAGAAACUGGCAGGCUGAAAGUCCAAUGGUAAACGACAGUGAAAGUAUCUUUUACUGCUGGUCCUUCUCUUUUUUACCGGUGUAGUUUAGUGCAUCAAUCUUCUCUCUGUUCGCACAUUGUGUAAUUGUGGUACAUAUUGGAAAGCGAUUGAAAGUAUUGUUAUUGUCAUUAAAGGCAUGCAGUUCACGGGAUUCGACAGGUUCUUCCAUUUCAACGAUCCAGUACAGUGGUACCGCCGUGCUUCAUUGUGGCUUACAAAAUGGAAUGGGGCGCCUUCCCGAGGCAGCGUGAAUACGUAAAAAAAGACUUAAAUCGACAGAAAACUGCAAGAAAUGAUGCGGUGGGUUUUCCUCCACGUCUUACCAGUGUCAUGUGGCCUUUUUCGAAUACUGCCAAUGUUCAUUUACACCUAUGCGUUUCCCAUCAUGGAUUGUUCAUGCCUGAUGUGUGCAUUCAUCCAUCCAUCGAGUGUCGAACAUCACGAAGGACAACAAAUAGAGACAGACCGGCGUCAUCAAGAUUCUCUCCGGCAGCAUGGUAGCAUCAGCGUGAUCAGGCUAGUACGCAUGCUCCCGCGAUUUAAAGUUGUUGGCGUAUCAAGCCCCAAAUGAUACCGCGCGCAUUUGGCGAACCGCUACUAGAAUAUCGGUAUAUAAGCGCUUCACAUACGUCCGACUAAAUCAAAAGACGCGUUUGCUUCCACAGCUCCACUUUUAAGCAUUUCUUCUACUAAACUGAUUUUUGAGCAGUUACGCAAAGGGUACUCGUCACCAGAGUAACAGGUGUGGAUGAAGGAAACGUUCUUAGAUAAAAGAUAGGCCUCAUCUAUUGAAACGAAAGUCGCAACCGAAUCGAUUUCUUUUCAUCUUAUUGCCUACUUCGUUGGAAUCGGAUCUCUUUGAAAUGUAUGGAUUAAUUUUCGAGACCAUAGGCUCCAUUGUUCAGAUGGAGUAUGGAAACGACGUGUGGCUGUCUCUUCUAGAAAAAGCGGGCUACCAGAACACCACAUUUUGCACUCACAGCAUCUAUCCAGAAGAAUUGGUUAUGAAAUUGGCGGGCGCUGCCGUGACUUUAAUCACGGACGCUUCGACCGCGGAAGAAUGUCUUACUUACUUUGGACGCUGCUUCAUACGAGCUGCUGGGGCUUUCAAAUAUGAAACGCUGAUCAAAAGUUGUGGACGAUUCUUCUGCCACUUUCUUUCCGGAAUAGACAGCGUCCAUCUGCACAUGAAAUACAGGUACCCUAAAAUGGAACAUCCCUUUAUUUACGUUUUGGAAGAGGAUGACAACGGUGUCGUCAUACACUACAGAACAUUCCGAAACGGAUUCUACCCAUUCCUUUACGGUUUGUUGGAUCAAGUUGCCACGGAUUUCUACGGCAUUCGUCUUUCCAUGACAGCGAUUUCCGAAAAUCCAUACGGAUGCAAUGACGUUGGCUACCAAUUUCGAAUUCGACUUAAUUUCGACAAUCGUAAUUACAUGGCUUGUAAGACCAUUGAAAAAGGGGCCAUGGCCCUCGAGCGUAAAGGAAACUUUCUCCAAUCGACAAACUGCAGAAAAGAACCAUCAACUGAACUCUCUAGUCGCACUUUGCUGAAACUUUUCCCUUUCAGUCUGAUUUUUAGCCAAGAUCUCAAGAUAAUGUCUGUUGGCUACCUGAUGAAGCAAAUAUUUUCGUCAAGGAUGUUGAUUGGACAAAUCCUACCAGAAGUUGCUCGAUUGCGACGUCCCAGAUUAAACCUCACGUGGGAAAAUUUGGUGACACUUCAACGCGUCGCCUGUGAACUGGAAAUGACAUUGGUCCAUAAUGGUAGUUGCAAACGUCCUUUGUUGGAUACUGCGUCGAACGAAGAACCCCGAAGACUUUUGCUUCGCGGAGAGAUGCGGCAUAUCCAAGAUUGGCAAGCAAUCGUAUAUCUCUGCAAUCCACUAAUUAACGACAUGGAGGACUUGUCCGACCUGGGCCUCGCUCUCAAUGAUCUCAGUUUGCACGGACACGGUCGCGAAAUGGUCAUGGCAGGAAAGCAGCACAAUUCCAGAUUGGAAGAUCUUUACGAACGAGCUGAAGAAAAAGCAAAUGAGCUGCAUAGGACUCACGAACUUCUCGACGAAUGGAAGCGAAGAGGGGACGAACUGCUCUACUCUAUGAUUCCUCAAUCAAUCGCCGAAAGCCUGCGGAGAGGCAAAGAACCGGUUGACACCUGCGAGGCUUUUGACAGCAUAACUGUCUCGUUUGUCGAAAUGACAAACAUUGACGAUAUAAUGGCUAAAAGUGCGCUAGAGGCCGUCAGUUACAUGAAUGCUAUUUUCUCUGCAUUGGACAAAAUAAUGGACCAGCACAACGUUUACAAGGUGGAGACGGUUGGGAAAGUAUACAUGGUUGUCGGAGGUGCACCGACGAGAAACGACACACACGUCAAAGAUGUUUGCAUGGUGGCGCUUGAAUUUCGGGACGUCAUUAACGAGUUGUCUGUGAAUAGUGCUACACCAGUUCAUAUUCGCAUAGGUGUUCACUCCGGAUCCACAGUUGCUGGAGUUUUGGGUAGGAAACAGCCACGGUAUUGUUUUUUUGGUGACACCGUCAACACUGCAGCUCGGAUGCAAACUACCAGUUUGCCGGGAAAAAUUCACAUUUCUCGGCCAUCUUAUAACCUUCUGCAAUGUUUUGUUGGAUUCAUCUGUGAAAUGCGAGGAACUAUAAUGAUCAAGGGUAAAGGCGAAAUGGAAACCCAUUGGCUCUUACGGUACCAUCCUCUUCAAGAUCGGUUGUUACAUGACGAUGAUUGCCGUGCCACUUGAGUUUGGUGGAACUCUCCUUCACCAUUUUCCGCAAGACGUAACUAUUCCCGAUGAAAAUAAAAGGAAAUUCCAGUAAAACGAGUUGAAAUACGUAUCCACACCUCUUUGUUUCCACUGUUGGUUCAAAAUUGCCGAGACAUCUGUGGUUCGUAAGGUCUCUUUGUUUUGGACAUACUGUCCUGAUUUGUCCCCUUAGAAUUAUUCCACUCGCGUAACGUUUGAUUGCCUUUUGUUGUCUAAUUAAUUCAUUAGGAAAAGGGGUGUUAACAUUGAUGUAUUUAUUUAGCGGUGUAAAGAAGGAAUCGACGACCAAUUUCCUUCAUCUUACUUGUUAACAAGAUACUGGUGAUACAUUCAAUCGCGA
This is a messenger RNA of Daphnia magna, 3179 nucleotides long. RefSeq names its product soluble guanylate cyclase 89Db. The coding region runs from base 920 to 2815 and encodes 631 amino acids. The record is from RefSeq and is a predicted model, not a curated record. Lineage: Eukaryota; Metazoa; Arthropoda; Branchiopoda; Diplostraca; Daphniidae. Gene Ontology annotation, cellular component: guanylate cyclase complex, soluble. The transcript is spliced from 19 exons. Gene Ontology annotation, biological process: response to oxygen levels; nitric oxide-cGMP-mediated signaling; cGMP biosynthetic process. Gene Ontology annotation, molecular function: guanylate cyclase activity; heme binding; oxygen sensor activity.